GGAGAAAUUAGAUACUAAUCACUUAAGGUUCAAAGGGUUUAUUAACUGUCAAUUAAAUGCUAUUCAUGACAGGCUUAAUGAAAUUUCCACGGUGAGAACAAGGAGUAUAGAAUUCCAGAUAUCGGUUGAACGUAGACUGCAUGAACUCCCUUCUUUUCGGCGAAGACCGUCGCGCGAGUUAAAAAAAGAUUCUACGAAAAAAAAAAAUAAUGUUUCGUGCAACUCACUCCUGAGUCGGCGCGGUGCGCUAACAUCAAUUUUUUUUUUACCCGCUAAUUUUUAUAACUGGAGCGACGGACUUCGCCGAAAGGAUGGCCUGCUCGUUGUUGAGGUUGGAAGUUUAAGGUUGGAAGUUACUUCCAACUUAGCCGGGAAGUCAAAAGCGUGGAGUGGCAUUAACUUUAAUACAGGUAAUUUUCGAAGAUGAAAGUUGCUUCUUGUGAUUUCAUCCAAAGAUAAACAUACGUUAUAGUAUAUUUACAAUUUUUGUUUUCGUUUCAGUAUUAUCCUCUAUCCGGGUCACGAAAGUUUCUGCUUGACGUGAUGAUUCGUGACAGGAAGUCGACACAGCAAAAUCAUUCUUUUGUCUUAAAGUUUCGUGUCGAGUUACAGGGAUCUCGGCUGAGGCACGUAGUCACGAGAAGAAUACAGAAGCAAACCUCAGUCUUCUCUGCGACAGACUGGAACGAAACGAACACGCGAUUUAGGUGCGUUAUCUUUCAGCUGAGAUAAAAAAUUUGGCUUACAUCGCAUACGAAAGUGGAGGAACGGAUAUUACAAGACAGCAGAAAUGAUAUCAUCGCCAAGUGUUGUGCAUUGGAAGGGAAUUACUGACCGUUCCGAUCUGCCGAGCCACGUAGUGGUGCCAAUGAGGAAAAACAUUUGUGAAGCAGCCACAGGCCCAGAUGAAGGUGUUAAACGCAUUCUCCUUGAGACAGCAGAUAGCUGCGAGCAAAUAUGGGAAUUGAAUACAUCCAAGGAGCGCCAAAGAGCCUUUGGCGAAGGGAAGUCUCUGUAUCACCAUGAUUCAGUCUCAGGCGGCCUUUUGGGGGAUCCUGUGGCUGAUGUUUAUGCCGUGAUUGCAAGAGAAAACAGCUGCAUUCUUGCCUUAGCUGAUGGCGUGAGUUGGGGUGAAAAGUCAAGACUGGCUGCUCGUUGCGCGGUGGCAGGCUGUCUGCAGUAUCUAAAAACGCACCUUUGUACAGCGAAUACGACUCUUGAUAUUAUGGAGAUUCUCUAUAACUCGUUUAAAAGUGCGCAUGAAUUUAUCCUCAAAAGAGAUGGAUUGUUGACAACUCUUUGUGCAGCCGUUGUUUGUCAACUUAAAGACUCUGACAAAUGGGGUCUCUGUGUGUUAAAUGUUGGUGAUAGUCUUGCAUUCACCUAUAAUAAGGAAAGAGGCGUCCAAGAGGUUACUUUUGGUUCACACUGUGAUAUUGAAAGCAGAGACAUGCGUUGUCCUGGAGGAUCCUUGGGUCCCUGCGUUGGCAACAACCCAGACUUGCGUAAUCUCACUUUCUCGUUUACAACUCUUGACACCGGGGAUAUUGUGUUCCUUACAAGCGAUGGUGUUUCUGACAACUUUGAUCCUGUAAUUUCGCAGUGCGAGACUCCUUCUUUCGCGCACACCAAUAGCCUUGACUCAACGCUGGACGAACCGAGAGUGAGUGAAAGGACCACAAAUGCCUCCCCAGAUGAGAGCGGAAGUGAUUAUGACCUACCGCGGGCUCAGUUAUAUGACCUUGCUAUGGUGAAGAAUAUGACAGAGGUCAUCCAAAAAGAAAGUCCCAUAGACAUUUCAGCUGUAGCAGUCUGUACUAGUCUCCUUUUGCAUGUCUUGGGAUGCACUCAAAAAAAGCGCCAGCACAGAGAACAAAUUCAGGCCCGAGCGAAUCACAAUCCUAACGGAGGAGAAGACAGAAUUCAUCAAGGAAGCGAAAGAGAACCUUCGCGCCUUGACUGUGAACCACCAGGGAAGUUGGAUCACGCCGCGGUCGUCGCAUUCGAAGUUGGACUUUACCGAGGAAAUAGACGAGGAAGUGUCUUUGACUUUUUCGUCGGAAUCAAAGAUGGCACGAGAAGAGCGUCCUCUUGAAACUUGAUCGUCCGGGUCAGUGUA
Messenger RNA from Pocillopora damicornis (cauliflower coral), 2119 nucleotides. RefSeq lists its product as uncharacterized. The record is from RefSeq and is a predicted model, not a curated record. NCBI's taxonomy places the organism in Eukaryota, Metazoa, Cnidaria, Anthozoa, Scleractinia, Pocilloporidae.